CUUACCCACGUGGGCUAGAGACUUCCAGAAAGGAGUAGUAGCAGCCUCGCGCGUCUCCUUUCCUCGCAGGCUCCUUGUGCGGCCUUAUUCUUCCUACACCAUGUUGAGCGCCGCCCGCUUGCUGGUUCUGCGCCGCGGAGGGAGCGUCCCCGGGCCUGCUCAGGUUUUCUGGAAUGGUGUAAGUCAAGAUCUCCUCAGAGCUGUAACAAGCAGGAAAUACGCCUCAGAAGCAAUCAAAGGAGCUGUCAUUGGCAUUGAUCUUGGCACAACCAACUCUUGCGUGGCAGUCAUGGAAGGAAAGCAAGCAAAAGUGCUAGAAAACUCAGAAGGUGCCAGAACGACUCCUUCUGUUGUAGCAUUUUCAAAUGAUGGUGAGCGAUUGGUUGGCAUGCCAGCUAAACGACAAGCUGUCACUAAUCCCCACAAUACCUUCUAUGCAACCAAACGGCUAAUUGGGCGGCGAUAUGAUGAUUCGGAAGUGCAGAAAGAUAUCAAAAAUGUUUCUUUUAAAAUUGUCCGUGCUUCUAAUGGUGAUGCCUGGGUAGAAUCUCAUGGAAAGCUGUAUUCUCCAAGCCAGAUUGGUGCUUUCAUAUUAAUGAAGAUGAAAGAAACUGCAGAAAAUUAUCUGGGGCAUCCGGCAAAAAAUGCUGUCAUCACAGUCCCUGCUUAUUUCAACGAUUCUCAGAGGCAGGCAACUAAAGAUGCCGGGCAGAUUGCUGGGUUGAAUGUAUUGAGAGUGAUAAAUGAGCCCACAGCUGCAGCACUAGCCUAUGGCUUGGACAAGGCUGAAGACAAAGUUAUUGCAGUCUAUGACUUGGGUGGUGGCACUUUCGAUAUUUCUGUUUUGGAAAUUCAGAAGGGAGUCUUUGAGGUCAAAUCCACCAAUGGUGACACUUUCUUGGGUGGCGAAGACUUCGACCAGGCCUUGUUGCAGCAUAUUGUAAAAGAGUUCAAAAGAGAGACAGGUGUUGAUCUGACUAAAGACAACAUGGCUCUACAGAGAGUGAGGGAAGCCUCAGAAAAAGCAAAGUGUGAACUCUCUUCUUCAGUCCAGACGGACAUUAACUUGCCAUACCUUACUAUGGAUGCUUCGGGACCAAAGCAUUUGAAUAUGAAGCUGACUCGCUCUCAGUUUGAAGGGAUUGUAGCUGAUCUAAUUAGGAGGACAGUAGCGCCUUGCCAGAAAGCCAUGCAGGAUGCUGAAGUCAGCAAGAGUGACAUUGGCGAAGUUAUCUUAGUUGGUGGCAUGACCAGAAUGCCUAAGGUGCAGCAGACUGUCCAGGACAUGUUUGGCCGUGCUCCUAGCAAAGCAGUUAAUCCUGAUGAAGCUGUUGCUAUUGGUGCUGCCAUCCAAGGAGGCGUGCUGGCUGGUGAUGUUACUGAUGUGCUGCUGCUGGAUGUGACUCCUCUUUCCCUGGGUAUUGAGACUCUAGGAGGAGUUUUCACUAAGCUCAUUAACAGGAAUACUACUAUUCCAACAAAAAAGAGCCAGGUGUUUUCUACAGCUGCUGAUGGACAGACUCAGGUGGAGAUCAAAGUCCAUCAGGGUGAGAGGGAAAUGGCUACUGACAAUAAGCUACUUGGCCAGUUCACUUUGGUUGGGAUUCCGCCAGCUCCACGGGGAGUUCCCCAAAUUGAGGUCACUUUUGACAUUGAUGCCAAUGGAAUUGUUCAUGUUUCUGCAAAAGAUAAAGGCACAGGACGGGAACAACAGAUUGUGAUCCAGUCUUCUGGUGGUCUUAGCAAAGAUGAUAUUGAAAACAUGGUGAAAAAUGCAGAGAAAUAUGCAGAAGAAGACAGGCGAAGAAAGGAACGUGUUGAAGCUGUAAACAUGGCAGAAGGAAUCAUCCAUGAUACAGAGUCCAAAAUGGAAGAGUUCAAAGAUCAGCUGCCUGCUGAUGAGUGCAACAGACUGAAAGAAGAAAUUGCAAAAAUGCGAGAGCUGCUGGCUCGUAAAGAUAGUGAAACAGGCGAGAACAUCAAGCAAGCAGCAUCCACCCUUCAGCAAGCAUCCCUGAAACUGUUUGAAAUGGCCUACAAAAAGAUGGCAUCAGAGCGGGAGAGUUCUGGAAGUUCUGAGAGUUCUGGGAGCUCUGGGGAUCAGAAGGAGGAAAAACAAUAACUCAUGUCUUGCAUAGACUGGAGCAGGAAGAGGACAAUGUUCCAAAGCUUGGGAGCCAAGGGACCUUCCUGAGCAGCUGUGGGCAGAUUUAUGUCUUACUGUGUUUUUGCAGUAUUCUAUACAUAAUUUACUGAAUGUAUAAAUUUAGUGAAGGUGUCCUACUAGUGAAAUUAUCACCUGAUAAAAACUUAUGCAAGACAAACACACACACACCCCAAGGUCAGUGACAUUUUUCAACUGCAUCCUGAGGAUUCAUGGAGCUCUUGUUGAGGAGCAGUAGUAAGCAUAGCAGUAUUUUCUGAAGGUUUAGAAACAGUGUCUCACAAAUUGAGGCAACGAGUCCUGAUGCCUGAAUAGUGCAAAUUCCACCCUUAAUAAUGGAUCCUCCUUUUGGGAACAGAUUUCUGCUUUAGUGUGAAGGGAUUGUAAUGGGGCCUGGGUUAAGCAGAGACAGGGCUAUCUGCUUUGGUAAAGAAUAUGCGGAUCUGCACCUUAGCUUAGUAUCCUUGUCUGAAAGAAAGUGGAUUGUUUUAAUGUAGCUGUAGCUAUAUCAGUAAGGCUACUCCGAAGUUCUACGCACAGCUUGUCUAGGCGUUCUGCUCUGCCCAGUGUCUCUCCUUGCAGGAAAAACGGCUUCCCUAUUAAUAAAAUGUUCUUUCUUGAUCAAUCCUGUGUGUUUAAAAAUAAAAGCACGUUAGUAUCUCAGACACCCCCAACAUGCUCUUGCUACCUGUCUUUACCCAUAUGAGAUUACAUACAUACAAGAGAUUUCAAAUGAAUGUUUUGAAAGAUCCCAUCGCAGGAGUACAGUUUGUACACUUCCCUUUUCCUUUUGUUCAGUGCACCACUUUAUACAGGUUGCUCCUGAGGAAGCCAGGAACCAUUCAGAGAUUUACACCUUCAAGUAUGUGUGGACAUUUCUGGUAUGGGUGUACUGGAGUUUCACAGAAGUGAUUUGCCAUGUGGAUCUGGCCCUGCAUAAUUUGACCUCAGCUGCAGCUAUGUCAUUCUGAGUAAUGUAUUUAGUGAGCCAAAUAAAAAUAUAUAAUGAUUAAA
Molecule: messenger RNA, 3178 nt
Organism: Rhineura floridana
Lineage: Eukaryota; Metazoa; Chordata; Lepidosauria; Squamata; Rhineuridae
Gene: HSPA9
Product: heat shock protein family A (Hsp70) member 9
Exons: 17
Coding region: 101-2122 (673 amino acids)
Biological process (GO): protein refolding; cellular response to unfolded protein
Cellular component (GO): cytoplasm; mitochondrion
Molecular function (GO): heat shock protein binding; misfolded protein binding; ATP hydrolysis activity
Source: RefSeq, a predicted model, not a curated record